Molecule: messenger RNA, 6153 nt
Organism: Carassius gibelio (silver crucian carp)
Lineage: Eukaryota; Metazoa; Chordata; Actinopteri; Cypriniformes; Cyprinidae
Product: hormone-sensitive lipase
Exons: 14
Coding region: 78-2732 (884 amino acids)
Biological process (GO): triglyceride catabolic process; cholesterol metabolic process
Cellular component (GO): cytosol
Molecular function (GO): triacylglycerol lipase activity; sterol ester esterase activity
Source: RefSeq, a predicted model, not a curated record
UUAGUGUAGGCGUGGUCGCCGUUAAGGUAUGUCCACACAGAGCAGAGGGGGGAAGUAAUAAUUCGUGUUUGAGGAAGAUGGCGUCUGCAAAGAAGGCUGGGAGCGGUGUUCUUGAAAAAGCAGUAAACAGAAGACGCUCGUCAAAACACAAAGAAGGUCCAAUAGCAAUGGACACCAAGGCAGCAUUCACUGCCUUGUAUGAUGUGUGUCAAGAAAAUGCCAACUUCUUCUCUGGGGCCUCAAAGGGCCAAGCUGGGGACGCAGUCCAGCGCCUCGUGGAUGCCAUGACCACCAUCCAGGAGCACGCCAGGAGCCUGGAGCCUGUCAUCUCUGGAUUUGCUGCUAUCUACCACCACUUUGACUUUGACCCUCAUAUUCCUGCCAAUGGAUAUCGCUCCCUUGUUAAGGUGGUGCGCUGUUGCCUCCUCCACAUCAUCCACAAAGGGCGCUAUAUCACAUCAAACAGGCGAAGCAUCUUUUUCCGUGCGAGCCAUAAUGCAGCAGAGAUGGAGGCGUACUGUAGCGCUCUGUGUCAGCUCAGGGCGCUGCUCUAUCUAGCUCAGAGACUGCUUCAUGACAACAGCCAUGGCAACCUUUUCUUCCAGGAGGAAAGUGGCCUCAGUCAGAGCUUCCUGAGAGAGUACACCUCCAUGCACAAGGGCUGCUUCUAUGGCCGCUGUGUUGGAUUUCAGUUUACUCCUGCCAUCCGUCCAUGCCUGCAGUCAAUUGUUAUUAGCCUGGUUGCCUUCGGGGACUACUACAAGAAACUUCAAUCAGGGAUAGUGGAGGCAGGAGAUGUUGCUACAUAUGGUGUAGCAGCAAGUUCUUUCCUGACCUCUGGGAAGUAUGCCAUUGACCCUGAACUGAGAGGUCAGGAGUAUGAACGUAUCACUCAGAACCUGGAUGUUCAUUUUUGGAAAGCAUUCUGGAACGUAACGGAGACUGAACUUCUAUCAAGUCUGGUGUCUAUGACGGCCACACAGGUGAAGGUGAAUCGAGCUCUUUCUGUCCCCCCCUUGCCCUUUGACCUGCCACUGGCGGCAGAUCCCACCCACAUGGUGACUGUGUCUCCUCCUGCAGCUCAUAUUGGCCUGGGGCCUGUGCAGAUGAGAUUGAUCUCAUAUGAGCUGAGAGAAGGACAGGACAGUGAGAAAUUACUAGCACUGUGUCGCUCAGAGGGGGGUACGAUAUCUCUUUCAUUGGGCCUGUGGACGACGCGCAGUCCUCCUUCCCCAUGGCUGGUGUUGCACUUCCACGGAGGAGGCUUUGUGGCACAGACUUCCAAAUCCCAUGAGCCGUAUCUGAGGAGCUGGUCCCAAGACCUGAAUGCCCCUGUCCUUUCGGUGGACUAUUCUCUGGCCCCUGAGGCCCCGUUUCCUCGGGCUUUGGAGGAAUGUUUCUAUGCCUACUGCUGGGCCAUCAAGAACCACAACUUGCUAGGUUGGACCGGUGAGCGUGUGUGUUUGGCCGGUGACAGUGCAGGAGGAAACCUGUGUGUGACCGUGUCAAUGCGGGCCGCUGCUCACGGUGUGCGCAUGCCGGAUGGCAUCGUCGCCGCCUACCCCGCCACCCUGCUCACCGUGUACGCCUCGCCAUCCCGCCUGCUCACCCUCAUGGACCCUCUGUUGCCCCUCAGUGUGCUCGCACGCUGCCUCAGCGCUUACGCAGGCACAGAUCCACAGGUGGAGAAGCAGGUGGAGAAGGUGAGCACUUUCAGCAUGGUGAGGAGAGAUACUGCCCUGCUGCUGCGAGACUUCAAACAGGGGGCCUCCAACUGGAUCAAUUCACUGCUGGACAGAGGGAGUGCAGACUCUGUAAGAAAGAGCAUUUCAGAAGUGUCUCUGACGUCUCCUCAUGCAGACCCUCCGGUGUCUGGCAAGGCAUCUGUAAACUCUCUAGAGAAAGGGUCUCUGAAGAGCCAGACGUGCCAGGACUUGGGCACACACACUAACAGCUGUGCCAGCGACGUACAGAAAAAUGGCAGCCAGACUGCCAACCACCUCAGCACCACCCCAGACAACCACAACUCCAUCCUUGACAUCACACUGACACCCGAGAGCAAGCCAGAGGAUGUGAGCUUCUUCCUCUGCAAAGAAGUAGAUUCCUCAGUAUCAGAAUCCUUUUCAUCUGUGGCCAUUCCGCCCCCUGGUGGUGAGGAGGACUCUGAGAAACCCCGGGAGUUUCCAGAGGGCUUUGAGCCUCUGCGGUCGGAGCAAUUAGCAGAGAUGAACAUGCAGAGUUCUCCCAUUGUCAGAAACCCCUACAUGUCCCCUCUUCUGGCUCCAGACAGCAUGUUAAAGGGACUACCUCCCAUACACAUAGUGGCCUGUCAUCUGGACCCCAUGCUUGACGACUCUGUGAUGUUUGCCAAAAGGCUGCGAAAUGUCGGUCAACCAGUGACCCUGUGUGUCGUGGAUGACCUUCCUCAUGGCUUCCUUAGUCUGUCACAGCUCUCGAGGGAGACUCGGGAGGCCGCAAACUUAUGCAUGGAGCGAAUCAGGGAUGUCUUCACCAUGAAAGAUCCUCCCCCAGAAAUGCGCAAGCACCGCAAACUGGAACGGACCAAUCAGAAGCCUUCUGUUACCAAAAGAGACCACCCUCCGCCUUCGCAAGAGGCCGUGCAGAAGGAGGAGGGGUUAUUUGUUGGAGGAGGGGCUCCUGUUGUGGAUGAGGAGGGGCUUGCUGGUUUUUACCCUCCCACUACAUCUGAAGCUGAAAAGAUUCUGGCUUAGAUUUUGGCCUGGUUCCGUUCUGAAUGAUACCAAAGGAGAUACAUAUGGUUAGAGUAAGGUUAUAUUAUGUGAAUAAUGCAGUGAUUAUAGUGGAUAAGAGUAUAGAGAGAAUAGGAAUUAACCAACUAUUAAAUGAAAACGUAUGAAAGACAUUAUAAAAUAUUUAGUUUAAAGUUCAAAUUAGAACAACUCUAACUCAACUCAGCUUUUUUACUCAAAUGUGGUUGUGUACCCAUGCACUCCCUUUACAUCUGUUUACCUCCUUGCCUUUUGUUGCAUUAUACCAGCACAAAAACUAAUAUCCUGCCUUGUACAGAAACAUCCCAGCACAUAACUUUCAUUGAAAGACAUCACAAAUGGAUGUAUAAAACCAAACCUCACUCCUUAUAGCACCAACUGUUUUUAUACAUUAAUGAAAUCGGUCUACAAACUGUGAUUUAAUAUUAUGCCUGUGUGCUACAGUUUAAACUCCAUAGAGUGCAUUGCUGUUCGGCAUACUGGAGCAAACUGACAAAAGCAUUUAUUAAUGGUUGAAUUUUUCUUUAAUAGUAGCUUUUGAAUUAUGUAUAACACUGAAGUAUAAUAUGGUGUUACUGUGUAUGUUAAUCACCCUUUCUGAAUCUACCUGCCUCUUGGCUCCUCGAGGAUGUCCUGUGUGGGUAGCAGUUGAAUGGGAUUUCUGAUGCUGCUUUGUCCUCAUAGAGUUUAAUGAUUAUUAAAUGCAAUUAAUCAUGAUCAAAUUUCCACAAGUGUUCUGUGGAAGGAAAGCUCGAGUUACGCAAAACACGACACAGACUUUGUGAUAUAGUGUUACUUGUGUUGUGUGGUGUCCUGUCUUGUUAUACUCAAAAUAGUUUAUUAGUCAAAUAGUCUAUUUUGUCUUAUGUUAUUUUCUUAAUGGCUCAGAGAAUUUUGUUUAUUGUCUGUAAAUGUUUACUUAAAAUGCUAGUUCACCCAAAAAUGAAUAUUGUUCUAAUUUUUCACCCUCACAUAAUUAAAAAUCUGUGACUAUUUCUUGAAAAACCGUUUUUGCCCAAAUGAAAACCAGUGGGGUCCAAAGCAAACCAACAUGGGACCACAUAGAUUUUUAUUGUGUGUGUGUGUGUGUGUGUGUGUGUAUAUAUAUAUAUAUAUAUACUUUUUUCACAAAACGAUGGAAGCCAUACAGUUUUGAAUGACAUGCAGGUGAAUAAAUAAUGCCAGAAUUUUCAUUAUUUGGAUGAGUUUCCCUUUUAUAUAUACUGAUUUGAAAACUGGGCAAGAGCUUAGGGGAGGAAGAAAAGAUGGGCUAUACCUCUCUGUCUUCCUUUAUUUUUCCAUAUCCCUUGUUCCUUCAGUCGGUUUGUUUCCCUCUGUUAACAAUUGUGUCGUCUGUCCCUGUGCACGCUGACCCAUUUUGAGUGCACUCUUCAGUUCUCACCCAGCCCAUCCUAGAGGUAUUUUAAGCAGACUCCCUCAACACCCAGCAACCUUGGGCCAAUGAAAUCUUUCAGUCUACACAUGUGUGAUACAUACUGCUGUGAAAGCAUGUCUCUGUUUGAAUCAGGUCGCCUCUUUCUCUAGCACUAAUUGACUCUAUUGAGUCUCGGAAAAAAAUAGCCAAUGUUUUGCCACUCCAUAAAGUUUAUUAGUGCUGUAUGGGAGGUUUGGGCCUUUGUGUGCACAGCUUUGCUAAAUGACAGUAGCCUGAACUCCCACAGUGUGUUUAUAUAUAGUACACAUAUCCUAUUUAAAGUAGUGUCAACUUCGUUAUUGAAACAACGAUCAGUUAUAACUCCACUUGCUGCCAUUUUAAGAUUUGCUCAGCUAAGUGGCACAGCCUGACAUGUCUUUUGGGACAUUAUAUAUUCCAGUCAAACGCCUCUUCUUUAUCGGUGUGUCUAUGAUUGGAUUAAGCCAGAGCUAUCUGCUGAGAGUAAACAAUGCUCCAUCUACUGAUGAUUGCAGCAUUUGAGAGUGAGUUUAUAAUAGUGUCACGAUAUAAAAAGAUUUGCUUGCUUGCUCUUUUCACAGUGUCAGAGCUGCUCCUUUCUGGUGACAGAUUUGAAAUACCAAAUCUUGGUUACUCUGCUGUUUUUGUUGGAGUGCACAUGCCUAGUCAUCUGUGCUUCUGUGUAUUUUUGUUCAGAUGGUUCCUGUUUCAGUCAGUUUGGUUCUGUAUGUGCUUGCCGUUGGUGUUCAGAAACUUGUUUGUUGCACUUUAUGUUCUAGCUGUGCAUGGAAAAGCUUCUCAAUACCAUUGUGCUUGUAGAUGUAAAGGCCAUUGUGUGUAGUCCCCUUAAGGAAACAUGACUAAAACAACCCGAACUGGGAGAGGAUGAUAAGACAAUAGGAUGCUCUGUGGUUAUCCGUUCCAGUCGAGAUGUCCCUGUAAGGCUUUUUUGGGUUGGACAAUGUAACCUUGAAUGCACUGCCGAGCAUUUCAACCUUGUUUUUCCACUUUUUUUCUGUGUGUGACUCUCAAACUGUCUCCCUUAGCGAGAGAUUACUCAUUCAUCACACGGGUGUUAUAUAAAACACCAUGUUAAUUUAGUCCUCUGUUUAAAAUGGCCAUACCUGCGUUACUGAGGCGAAACUGUGCUGCAUCAUCUCCCCUCAGAGGUACCAGCCCACUGAGUCGUGUCAUUGCAUUUUACAUCUGUUCUCAAGACUAAUAGUCAAUCUGUCACUGACUUGGAGUUUUAAUCAGUAGGUUGGUGUUUCGUUGUGUCAGAAUGGGUUUGCUGCAAGUGGUUUAGAGCUCCUGCCCUCUUGAAGUUCACAGACGGUGAUGUUACGCACUUUUAAGUGCAGGAUGUAAUGACCACUGCAGUAUCAUUUGCGAGGGUGCUGAUGUCUAUUCUCUCUUCAUUUUCACUGCCGUCAUUGAGUGAUACAAAAUCCUGAAGAACUGCAUUGUAUGUCCUGAGGCAAACAUUUUGCAUUCAGUCAGACCUGAUGUUUUCAGGACAAUCUGAGCAAAUAAGCACUUUAUAGUUAAGUGUAAACAGCAGCAGGGUGGCACAUUAGGGCGUCAUAUCAUUUUCUUUAUGAUUAUGUGAUUAUUUUUUUAUAAUAGUAGGCUAACUAUUAAUUAAUACAAUUAUUAUUGAGUGAUUAUAAUAUAAGGUGAUUAUAAUUGCAAUAAUAGUUAUAGUAUUAUAUUAGUAAUAGUAAUAAUAAUCAGUAUUAUUAUUUAUAUUGUUAUUAGUUUUGUUAUUAUUCCUCAUGUAAAAACACCGUAAGUGCAAACUUGUGUAUUUGGAAUGUGUAUACUGUAUAUGCAUAGAUUUAUAUGCAAGGUUUUUAUUUUAUUUUCUUGACAGAGUGUUUUAGAGACUUGUGAGGACUGUGGGAAUGUUACACUGAGAAAUGAGAGUAUUUUCUGCAGUAUGUAUUUUCCCUGUGUGAUUUAUAUCUGAAUAAAUAUUGUCUCUGUAAA